Messenger RNA from Penicillium canariense, 1377 nucleotides. RefSeq lists its product as uncharacterized. Gene Ontology annotation, molecular function: ATP binding; protein serine/threonine kinase activity. The record is from RefSeq and is a predicted model, not a curated record. The transcript has 2 exons. Gene Ontology annotation, biological process: protein phosphorylation; intracellular monoatomic cation homeostasis; intracellular signal transduction. Bases 1 to 1377 code for a protein of 458 amino acids. NCBI's taxonomy places the organism in Eukaryota, Fungi, Ascomycota, Eurotiomycetes, Eurotiales, Aspergillaceae.
AUGAAGGACGGACGUGUCCGUCCCCAGGCCUGGAGUGCCCUCGCGGUGCACCGACCCAACCGGGCUCCUUCUGCUGCCCACCACCACUACCUGACGAGGCCGAAAUGGUCGGCCGGUGGGUGCCAGGAGGAAUGGCAUAACGCCAUGCACGCAAAGCAUGGCUUCCCCGUCUUGGGGAACGAGCACCGGGCCAGCUUCGCAUCGGUCUCGACAGCAGAACAGCCCUUGAUGCGUUCAUCAACCGUCACUUCCACCUCCUCAUCGUCGCCAGGGCCUUCAUCAGAUCCCCCGCGCCCCUUCGCCGACAAGUAUGGCCGGUGCCUCGAGAUCCUGCACUACGGUGCCAACAGCACCGUCCGCCUGCAUCAAAUCAAGAUGUCCGCCUACAACGCCAAAUCCAAACAAGUCUUUGCCAUCAAAGUCUACCGCUACCACAACAACAUCGUCGACUGCCCCAACACACUUGCUCGAGCAUCGACCUGCUCACCAGCUUCUAUCGCCGAUCUACAUCCACACCACCCCAACAUCCUCCCCAUCACCGAUCUCCUGUACAACGAACGCUCCGAGCUCUGCCUGGUCAUGCCCUUCUGCGCCGGCGGCGACCUGCACGAGCUCCUGUCCCGCUCAGGGCCCCUCCCCACCGCCGAAGCAGACUGCAUCACAGCCCAGAUCCUACGGGCCCUCUCCUUCCUGCACUCGCACGAGACCGCCCACCGCGACAUCCGCCUCGAGACCGUGCUCCUCACGCACAAGGGCGCCGUGAAGCUCGCCGGCUUCGGGGACGGCCACAUCCGGCGCAUCUGGAGCAAGUGCGCGGUGCCUCCAGAGCCCGAUGACGCGCAUUCCCCGCCGGCCGAUCUCCAUUCCACGCGUUCCUGGUCCUUCUCCCUGCCCUGGCUGCCGUCAUUCAGUCUCAGUCACCCCCGUCCGGCCAAGGGGAACACGGGCGACGCGGCAAAUUCCACCGCCUCGUUUCCCGGUAUCAGUCGCCCCUAUAGCCCGCCGGAGGGAUUCACCUAUCGGCCGCACCGUACAGCGCGGCGCGAUCCGGACUCCGAUGAGGAUGCGGAUGACGGGGAUCCUCGGCCGGCGGAUGUCUGGGCCACAGCUAUUAUCUAUCUGGCGCUGAUUAGUGGCCGUCUGCCGUGGCGGAGUGCGCAGCCCCAUCGCGAGGACGCAAGGUACCUGGACUACCUGCAUUGUCGCCAUGGGGAAGAUGGGUAUCCGCCCAUCGAGGCGCUGGGGGAGAGACGCCGCAAUGCCAUCUACGCCAUGCUACACCCCAAUCCGCGCAAGCGUAUCAAUACGAAGGACAUACUGCGGUCGGAAUGGAUGCACAGUGUAUCCGUCUGCGAAGCCGGGGAGAAGGGAUCUUAA